Molecule: messenger RNA, 2613 nt
Organism: Salpingoeca rosetta
Lineage: Eukaryota; Choanoflagellata; Craspedida; Salpingoecidae
Exons: 11
Coding region: 492-2342 (616 amino acids)
Molecular function (GO): protein binding
Source: RefSeq, a predicted model, not a curated record
CUGUGCGCCUUCUCCGCUUUGCCCAGCUGUCCUGUCAGCGCAAGCAAGCACACGCCGCACAACGAUGCACAACCAAUCCACCACUCGACCGAACAGCGGCAUCUCUCGCUCGCUCGCUCGCUUGCUUGUUGUUCCCCCCGCCUCACCACUCUCUCUGCCCAGCCAGAGUCACACAUUCUCACCUGACACACACACACGCCGCACGCGCUGAGUGCGAAAUCAAAACAAACAAACAAACAAACCAAGCAAGCGCAAGGUGCAGCCACGCCAACUACCAACCACAAGUCGUCGCCACAUUCACCCACAACCACAAAUCAAAACAAACCAAAGCAGGCCCACUCAGGUGCCCGACCUAUUUCUCUUGGAUGCAUGCAGGUUCUGGGAAGCGCGCACACCCAGAUCAUCGCGUUCUCCCUGUGACCAAGCAGUGACCAGCGACAACACGGAACUCCCCCUCUGCGCACCUCUGCCGUCUUCCUCAACCCAACACCAUGGCAUCGCAGCAGCAGCAACAACAGCAAGAUGGCUCACAGCCACGACAGCAGCAGGCGCUGCCAGCAGCUGAGGUGACCGAGCUGGCACAAACGCUGGAGCGCGAUGUCACUGCGGGCCUUGGCGUGUCCUCGGAGCUUUCCGACGCCCUUGUCUCCCUGUGCCAGGCAGGCGACGUGAACCAGCUCAUGCUCAUCGUCUCGCGUGUCAGCCUGGAGCAGACUGUCCUCACAGACGACUACGACUGCGCGUCCAUCCUCCACAUCGCUGCUGCGAGUGGCCGCCAAGACAUUGUUCACAGCAUCAUUCCGCUUGGAGCGCGUGUGCAUGCGCAGGACAACAACGGGCGGAUUCCCCUUCAUGCAGCAGCAGCACACGGACGCGUGCAGGUGGUGCAGGACCUGCUGCGCCCCGCACCACAGACCAUCGACGCGCAGGACAACGACGGCAACACCGCCCUCCACCUCGCCGCCAACAACAACGACGCACAGCUGUGCCUCAAGCUCAUGCACGCCAACGCAGACCCAGGCGUGCGCAACAACAAAGGCAAGACAGCCCUCGACCUUGCAUCGGACGAGCACGUGAUCCAGGUCAUGUCACCGCAAUUCAACGGGCCGCAGCUUGUCGACGCCGUCAAGACAGGAAGCUUCUGCACCCUGCAGUCCCUCCUCACCCGCAGCAACGUCAACUACACCAUCCCCGAGCAACAACUUGCGUCGCUGCUGCAUCUUGCUGCCACGUUGCACAACCCGUCCCUUGUUCAUCUGCUGAUUCGCUCCGGCGCCGACAUUGACCGCGGCGACGCCCAGCACAUGACCCCGCUCCACUGGGCCGCAGCUGCCUGCGACAUUGAGGCUGCACAUGCGUUGCUGACACACGGCGCGACUGUGGACGUGUGCGACGCAACCCUGACCACUCCUCUCCUCAAGGCCGUCAAAUGCUGCUGCUAUUACAUGUUGAUGUACCGGAAGGCCACCGCGGCGUCGCCAACCACCCCGCCCUCAGCUGCGUCCAACGCCUCUCCUCGCGGCCAACCCACAACACGCGCCCGCGCAGCAACGUACCCAUACCGGCUGCAGGGCUCCCCCAGCGGCGUUGCGGGCCGAUCGGCCGUUGCUCCAGGCAUUCUGCAGGCACCCGCCACCCAGCAUGCAGAGGGCAGUGCCACCUCACCCCCACAUCAUCAUCAUCAUCAGCAGCAGCAGCAGCAGCAUCAUCAGCAGCAGCAGCAUCAUCAGCAGCAACAGCGCGAGUCGCCAGCUGCGCAACAGUUUGCCGCCAAGUACCGCCAGGCAGUCGAGUUCGUGAAGCUGCUGCUGCAGUGUGGUGCCAGUCCCAACAUUGCCGACAGCAAGGGAAACUGCGCCCUCCACUACACCGCCAUCCACUGCCUCCCAGACGUCACGCAUGCGCUGCUGAUGCAUCCCAGCACGGACGUGGACAUUCGCAAUCAGGACGGCAACUCCCCUCUCCACCUCGCCUGCCAGCACGACUCGGAGCGCGUGGUGGAGAUGCUGCUGCCCAAGGUCGCCGAUGCACUGCUGUGUGCGUGGACAGACGACCUCGAUGACGCCGACCCGGCCACCGAACAUCAGGCCCAGACCGACAGCGCGUUCACCUCUGCGCCACCCACGCCGUGCAGCGGCCACCACACCGCAAAGACGGGCGACGCACCAGAAGCAACCAACAGCAACAGCAAUGUGCAUGAAACCACGUUUGCUGCUGUCGAUGGUUCAAAACGGAAAGUAUCCCCGGCUGCCAACAAGUUUGGAUUCACCCCACUCGACCUCUGUCCCCCAGGAUCAACGUGCCUGACCCUGUUGCUGGCUGCUCGCGUUCUCAGCCUCUGAUCCCCUAGAUGCCCAACUACUGCAACUACUCUUCAAGCACGCCUCAGUCACUCUUGCUCUUCUUGCUAUUCUUGCUCUUCUUGCCUGCCUUCGUUUUUGGCGUUGUUCGUGCAUGCGUUACUGUGCGGUUCUUCUUUGUGACCCAACAAAGCCGCUUGUUCCCAGUGCUCCCUUCUCUGUCCUGCCCGCCGUCGCAUAUGAGCUGUGCUCAAUCGCAAUCGUAUCAGUGACCAAGAAUCGUAACAGAAUGAUAAACUUGAGCGGAAACGGA